Molecule: messenger RNA, 441 nt
Organism: Sabethes cyaneus
Lineage: Eukaryota; Metazoa; Arthropoda; Insecta; Diptera; Culicidae
Product: general odorant-binding protein 83a-like
Exons: 2
Coding region: 1-441 (146 amino acids)
Biological process (GO): sensory perception of smell
Molecular function (GO): odorant binding
Source: RefSeq, a predicted model, not a curated record
AUGAUCCUGCUUAGCAUGGGAUUAUUACUGCUUGAUUUGAUGUUCACACUAGCGGCCGACAAACCUGUACCACGCAGGGAUGCUGAAUAUCCGCCACCAUCUGCACUGGAGGGAGCAAUCGACAUGCACCGAGAAUGCGUUGCGGAAACUGGUGUUACGGAAGCGGCCAUACGGCGAUUCAGCGAUGAGGAUAUUUUUGAGGACGAUGAAAACUUGAAGUGCUACAUGAACUGCUUGUUCCACAAGUCAAACCUUACAGACGAUAAAGGAGAGCUGCAUCUCGGGAAGAUGAUGGAAGUCAUUCCGAAAGAGUACGAAAACAUUGCUCUGAAAAUGGGUAUCAAGUGCACAAAACCGAAGGGCAAAUCGUUGUGCGAACGUGCCUUCUGGUUCCACAAGUGUUGGAAGACUGCUGAUCCGGUGCACUAUUUCCUACUAUGA